Molecule: messenger RNA, 8308 nt
Organism: Leptopilina boulardi
Lineage: Eukaryota; Metazoa; Arthropoda; Insecta; Hymenoptera; Figitidae
Gene: Mef2
Product: myocyte-specific enhancer factor 2
Exons: 9
Coding region: 750-2168 (472 amino acids)
Biological process (GO): cell differentiation; positive regulation of transcription by RNA polymerase II
Molecular function (GO): histone deacetylase binding; DNA-binding transcription factor activity, RNA polymerase II-specific; RNA polymerase II cis-regulatory region sequence-specific DNA binding
Source: RefSeq, a predicted model, not a curated record
AAACUAUGGAUGACGUCAGUGUACGUCACUUAACAAGUGGGAGUGGAUGGAUGGAUGUCGGCAAUCGUGGUUGUUUUUACGAUUAGUGCACGAAAUUUCUCCAAAAUCAAGUAGUUUUCAUUCAAUAAUGUUUUAGGUUUUUUAGCAAUGUAGUGUCGUGAAAAGUGAAGUUGUUUUGCACGUGGUUUUCGGUACAUGGAAAAUCACCGAAAAACGUUUGCGCAUGUCUGUCUCCGAUGACGUCACGAAAAUUGUGGUUUUGAUCAGGCUCGCUCGGUUUUUUUUUUUUUUAGUACAAUAAUGUUACUGUGCGAAGUUAAAUAAUUCGUGAAACGAAAAAGGAACCUCAACCAAAAAGUAAUAUUCAACCGGUAUAAAUUUACAAGAAUCAGUUGAGGAUUGUACAAUACACAAUGAAUUUUGGAAGAUUGAGUGAAAACGAUGGAAGAAUUGGAAUUUUAUCAGAUAAAGAAACAAAAAAGAGUCGAUUUUAGUGAGAUGAAAAUGCUGUGCAACAUCCAUUCUGAAAAGUAGGGCAACGUCUCAUGAAAAAUUAGUGAAAAUAAUUGAAUUACGACGGUGCUUGUAAGCGGCUUAUCGACUAUUUUGGUCAUUGACGUAGGGAAUGAUAAAAGAGGGAAACGUGCAAACGCUGAGAAAAUUCAGGAUAACUACAGUUUCAUAAGAGUUUUUAACAUUCCAUCCCAAGGCAUAAUACAGCGUUCCCAAUUUCAGGAAAAAUUGCCACAAUGGGUCGGAAGAAGAUACAGAUCUCGCGAAUCACGGACGAACGAAAUCGUCAGGUGACUUUUAAUAAAAGAAAAUUUGGGGUAAUGAAGAAGGCAUACGAGUUGUCAGUUUUAUGUGACUGUGAAAUUGCAUUGAUUAUAUUCAGUUCAAGUAAUAAACUUUACCAGUAUGCAAGUACUGACAUGGACAAGGUUCUUCUCAAGUAUACGGAGUACAACGAACCCCACGAGUCACUUACCAACAAGAAUAUAAUCGAGGCGCUCAACAAGAAGGAGCAUAAGGGUGCAAUGUCUCCAGAGAGCCCCGAGCCGGAUACCAGUGAAUACAAUCUUACCCCCCGAACAGAGGCCAAAUACACCAAAAUCGAUGAGGAGUUUCAGAUGAUGAUGCAAAGAAAUCAGCACAACGGAACGAGGGGAAUGGGUCAGUCUAAUUAUACACUACCUGUUACCGUACCUGUGAAUAGUUAUGGAGGAGAAUCUCUUUUGGGAUCUAGUCCACAAAUGGCACACACCAGCAUCUCUCCAAGGCCAUCGUCAUCUGAAACUGAUUCAGUUUAUCCACCGGGAGGGAUGUUGGAGAUGAGUAAUGGAUAUCCACCGUCAGCAUCUCCAUUGGGCGGAUCUCCAAGUCCUGGACCUUCACCUGCUCUUGGAGUUGGUGGCGGUAGCGGAAAUAAACCUGGUAAUCCUCCUAGACAUUCACCACAACCACCGCCGCCACCUCAUCCUCACAGAGCCAAUUUACGAGUAGUUAUACCCACGCCUCUUACACAAUCUCUUUCAGAAGACACAAAUUAUGAUAGCGGACACACGCAAUCCUCGUUAAACACGCCGGUAGUAGCAUUACAAACACCAUCAGUUCCUGCUGGUUAUUCUAGUUUUGGACCAACAGAUUAUUCCACGGAUCUUGGCAAUUUAACGUGGUCUCAUCAGAGGUACGUUGAUGACUUAUCAAUGUAUUCAGCAGUCGCCAUGUCCAACAUCAGCGGUCUUCCUCAUUUAGCAGUGUCGAGCAGUACACCGCCGCCGCCCUCUUCGCCUUUAACAGUAAAAAUUAAAAGCGAACCAAUAAGUCCACCAAGAGAUCCACACGGGUCAAGCGGUGGACCAAGCAAUCCUAGUAAUCUUCAUCAUACGAAUUUGAGUAUUGGUCCAUCAUCAAGUGGUCCACCGCCACAUCAUCUUUCACAUACAGGUCCACAAACAUUGAAUUUAGUAUCGAGUAGACCAAGCAGCAAUCCACCGUCUCAUUCGGGCAGUAUAACGCCGACAAAUUUACCAUCGCCUGGUGGUGGUAAUGUUGUUGGCGAUCUCAGAAGUCACACGGGUGGCGGUGGUAAUGGAGGAAAUAGUUCAGACUAUGAAAAUGGACCACUUAUGAAACGUUCAAGAAUCACCGAGGGAUGGGCGACUUAAUAUCGAUUUAAGUAUCGCAAUCAAUUCAUCCCUUCGCACAAUGGCGCAUAGUGCUUGUGAGUUAAAGUUUUUUUUUCUAUACUAAAAAAAAAAAGAAAGAAAAAAAAUGAAAAGCAACAAAACAUAUAUAAACUACAGACAAAAAAAGAACUCUUUUUGUCAUUGUUGAAAAUCUUGAUUUUAAAUCAGGAACUGAACUGUUUUAAUGAAAGACGGCUUCAAAAAUCUCAGAAACCGCUUUCUAGCCAACAGUGCGCAAAAUCUGUUUAUAUUUUCAAACUAACACAGAAUACAUUUAUUUGAAAAAUAAAAUGCGGUGCCAUAAUGUUGAAACUUUAUAUAUAUAUAUAUAUAAAUAUUAUAUAUAUAUAUUCGAUUGAUAUAUAUAUUUUCAUGUAUAUAAUAAGAGGUGUUGUUUGUAUAUAUGUCUUGAAUUGAGAAAGAUUUAAACGAAGUGUUUACGCUUCACAGUGAAUGACUUAUGAAAAAAAAAAAAAAAGAAAAGGUAUCGGCACAAAGUGUGUGAGAAAUAUUAGGACCACCAUCGCAAUUGUUGUUAAAUGUGGUAUAGUAGUCUUCAAAAAAAAAAAAGCAGCAUGAUCCGUUAAUUUUAAAUUAACCCUCUUCGUUGGACAGCAAUCGAGUUUCAAAUGUCUUCGCACCAAUACUUUCGCACCGAUUAAUUAUUAAACUUAUUGAGAUAAACAGAGAGACAUUGUAGAAAAUGAAUUUCACUGAAUCGAUGAUUUUAGAAUUCCCCUUCGCGCACAAUCGUAUACUAUAUAUAUAUGGUAGAGAUUAAAUUUUUUCCAACGCACGCAGGGAGUUUACCUUAACGGUUCAAUGUCUGCUGGCACAUGAAAAGUCGGCUGCUGUACUCAAAAAUAAAAAAAAUAAAAUAAAAUAUUCACGAUAUUCUAUAUAUGGAGAACAAGAUUCGAAAUUAAUAUAUUGUGGAGUAACGUUAGAUAGUUAGAUAGAAACAUUAUUCUAUAAUCUUUAUAAGAUGGAAAACCGUUCACAAAAAAAAAAAACACUGGCGCAUAUUAUCUAUAUUAUAAAAUCUAUAUUAUCGUAUAUAAACAUUUUCCACGAGUAUUUUGCACAUUUGAUAUUUAAAAAAAAAAAAAAAAUACAAUGUACGAAGAGACAAUUUGCAAUCCUUUUCGAAGCCUAAAAAAAACGAGGGCUCGUCUCACAAGUAUGUGUCGCGAUUCGAGAAAACUUUCCAUACCGAUUGAUCGUCAUUUGGAUUUAAAAAAAAAUAUAAAGUUCGUACAAAAACAAAAGUACACCGAAAAGCGACAUUCCUUUUUGACAAAGUCGUUUUUCAAAUUUAAAAAAAAGCAAAUUUCUAAACUCGAAUAGCGACGUAACUUUUUUUAAGCAUUCUUUCACUUUUUUGGAAUGAUAUAAAGUUGUUUAGCGUCGUUGACGAGAAGAGACGUCUUUUUCUAAAUGUUGAUUGAAUCGAAAGUAUCGACCACGAGUACAAAUUUUCUUUUCGAGCCUUUCACUGUAUGCCUUACCUUGUUGUUGUCUGUAGACAUAUUCUCGUGAGAAUUGCUCUCGUGCGUUUCAAAGAUCGACGAGCGAAUGUAAUUUUAAUUGUAUUUUAAAUGGAGUACACAGGUAUUUAAAUAAAUAGUGCCUGGCACCAUUCGUGGCCCUCCUAUUAUCGUAAAUAUCGUAUAUAUAAAUAUAUAUAUAUAUAUGUAUAAGAAGAUUAUAUAAGCAAAUCUUCAAUUUUUUCUUUAUGAAAAAAAGCAUUAUUAUUGAAAAAAAAAAAUGAAUAAUAAGAGAAAAAAAAUAUUUGAAAAAAAAAAUUGUGAAUCGCGGGACACACGAAUAGUCGAUAUUUAAUCUCCAAUUUUUAAGAUGAUCACAAAGUGCAAUCUCUUAGCCAACACAAUUUUUUAAUGAAAAAAAAGAAAAAAAAACAAGAAAGAAAUAUAAAGAAAUUGUUAUUUUUCAUAAAUGAAAAUAUGAUGUUUAAAUGUAUCGAAAGGAAAGAUAUAUAUAUGCCUCCUCUCUAAUCGUGUAAAUUUUACAAUAUCGCAAAGAUACCAAAUUUAUUUUAUUCGAAAUCCUAGAUUAAGGUCAAACACAUACACACACACACAAACAUUGUUUCAUAUUGUCAUUGUAAAAAAAAUCAUUCGAAAAACUUCCAUUUUUAGAAAUUAUUUUUUUAUUAAAAUUUAAAAAAUUCUGUUUUUAAAAAAAGGGAAUGUUUUUUAAAAAGAAAUUUGUUUUUAUAAAAAAGAAUAUUAAUAUCAAAUGUACUGUAUCUGUGUGUUUAAAUAUGUUGCAAAAAAUUCUAUUGAAUAUUAUUUUUCAACAUUUUUAAAAAAUUUUAUUAUUUUUAUUUUACAAUAUUUUUUGUACUAAAUUUUUAAACGUCUUUUAUGCUAUUUUUCUAAUGUUUGUUUUAAAACUCUUGAAUUUAUGAAAAUUUAAAAUACAGAAGUGUUAAUAUUUUUAAAAUAUCUCAAGAUGUUUUUAAAAAAAUUAUUUUAGAAUUGACUCUUAUAAAGUUUUAUUAAAAAUAAACUUUAAAAGAUUGUUUGCAAAAAUCUGUUACAAAAUUUUGAGAAUUUAAUAGAGAAUUUUCACGUUUGAAUUUAUUUAUUUUUUUUUUUUUUUGAAACUAUUUCUUUUUAAAUGUUUAUUUCAUGUGUAAAUAUAAAUAUAAUUGAGUUAAUAUAUAGAUUUAUGAUUAUUAUCUAAUAAUAGUGGAGAUGAGAAUUUUUAAAUAAUUUUUAACUUUGUUAAUUUAUAAAAAAAAAUUUAAAUAAUUCUAAUUAUUAAAUUUAUAUUAUUAUAAAUUUAUAUAACUGUUAUUUGAUAAAAGAGAUGACGAAAUGAAAUUUACCAAAUAAUGUGAAAAUAUUUCUAGAAAUGGAAAUUUUCAAAAAGGAAGUUUUUCGAGUGUUUGUGAACAAAUUUUUUUUUUAUAAAAGUGAUUGUGUAUUUUUUAUUUUUGUCAUAUGGCAAAGCGAGAAAGAAGCUACAUAGGACAAUCUAUUGUGUCAGGAAAGUCGCACUUCUCACGAAAAAUGAUCGUCAUUCGAAUUUGUUCUGUGAUUGAGUACUAUACAAAUUUUUAAAACUGUUGUCUCAAAGUACGAUAUUUUAUUCGCAGUUUCACUUUCUCUCUCUCUCUCUUUCUAUAUCUCUCUUAUAACUAUGAAUCAGGGUCACAAUGUCCUCCGAUAUUAUAAUUGCGACGCGUGUACGUACUAGUGAUAUAAAGAAAAUUGAUAAUUUCCUCAAGAGUAAGAAACUUUUUAAAAAGGAAAUUCAUUUCUCUGAUAUACCAGUGACUAUAUUAAAGCACAUAACUUUUUAAAAUAUUAUUCAAUUCUAUGAUUUAAAAAAAAAAAAAAUGUUUUGUUAAGCACCGACUCAGGAAUGAAAGUCACUCUCUUCAGUGCAGAUUGAUUGCGAGAUUUAUAUUACUAUCCGACUUUACCACAAAAUACAGUAUAUAUAUAUGACGUACUAGCUAAAUUUAGAAUAUCGCUUAAUUUGUUAACUGUACGUGUCGCACAUGCGUACAUUGUAAUGUAUAUUUUUAAUAUCGAGUAUGUCUAUAAGUGAUACUUUGGUCAAGUUAAAGAAAAAAUGAUGUAACGAAGAUUUUAUAUUUGUUCGACACAGCUGAUGACCAAGGAACCAAUUUUUCUUAUAUAUAGAGAAAUUAAAUUUUUUUCUUUCCUUGAAAUUUGUGAAACUGCCACAAAGAGAGUUUUUAGACAAAAAUGUGAGAAGGUAGACUCACUGCAAUCAUGAAAAUAUCUAUAAUUGGCGUUGUUAAAUUAGUUUUUAAAAAACAGCUUUUUUUUAGAUAUUAAAUUUUAAAAAAACAGCUGAAUUCAAUUUUUUCUGAUGAAAACUUAGUAUGUACUGUUUUUUUAAGAAAAAAAAAGAAACCCAAAAUAGCGGAUUUUAAAAUUACAAAAAAAAGAAUUCGAGCUUUUGAAAAGAAUGGUUCAAUUUUCUUUUUUUUUAAUGACUUGGUACUAAGUUUUUGUUCAGAUAAAUAAAAAGCAAUUCGAAUGCAAUAUUAAACUAAAUCUUCCUCUACUAGAUCUCGAAUCAAUUUGUUGUCUGUGAAUCUUCAUAAAGUGCAAUUUUUUUUUUCUUGUUUAUCCUGAUGUUGGUCAUACAGCUGAUCUUGACGAAUUUAAAUUGCGCUUGCUUCUCAAAAAAAAAAAAGUGAGAAAAAAAGAAAUAAUUUCCUGUUAAAAGUGAGAAAAUAUCUCGUUUUUAAUUUGCUCCCUCAAAAAUUGUACAAAUGAGAAAAGAAAAUAGAAGAAAAAUCCUCAAAAUCAAUAUUACAAAAAAAUAUUUUCCAUAAGUCAAAUUACAUAAAAUCUCUAAAUUUAAAAGAAAAUUUGAUUAUCUCUUAAGAUUUUUCAUUCAGUAAUUUUUUAUUUGAUCAAAGAAAUUUCUUUUAAUUUUAUUUAAUAUCAAUUAAUAAUUUUGAGGGUGCAAAUUCGAAAAUUUGAGAUGUUUGUGAAAAAACAGGUGAAGCCAUAAUAACUGUAAGCGAAUGGUCAGUUGUACUAUUGUUUCGGGUAGCGAAACUAAAAAAAAAAAUCAUAGGGUAUAUUAUAAAAUACGGAAAUAAGUUAGCUCUUAGCGAGCUAAAACGCGCAAUGAUUGUUGAUAAGUGAAUUGCAAUGCACGGCACAAGUACAGACCAUGUAGCGAUGUAAAAUGUAUGUACUAGCCACAACUGUUGUCACCACAAAAAAAAAAUAAAUAAAUAAAUAAGCGAUUAUUAAGUUAUGCAGGUUUAAGUACCGAACAUAUCUGUAAAGCCAGGUAGCAUCACGUUUCAGAAAAAAUAUAAAUUAAGAAUAUCGCCAUUUUUAGCGUUACUGUUAUAACACAACUGUGCAUUUUAAAACUAAAAAAAAAGAAAAAAAAUAAUGGGACGCUUCGUCAAUAAUUUCAAAAUCAUUUUCACGUAACGUCCAAACGUCAAAUAAUAUAAUAAGUGGGCUGAUGAAAAUAAAUUAGUUUUGAAAUGCACCUUUGAAGAACGAAGAGUUUAUUAACCGAGAGAAUUUUUAGCGUGUUACGAAAAUAUUUGACCUUUUUUUUUCUUUGUACGAUAAAGUUUAUUAGAAGGUUGUUUAAACAUGUUUUUUGCGCGAAAUUGUGUAUUUUAGUGUUAAGAUGGAUUUUUAAUUACUAUUAUAUUGCAAAGUGUAUAAAUUUUUAAUAGAAUUAUGUAUGUGUACGUAUAUAUAUACACACACAUUAAACAAGAAUAUAUAACACAUAAUGACCACUGAAAAAAAGAUACAUGUGAAAAAAAAUUAUAUUUGAAAAAAAAUUACAGAAAUAGAGAACAAAUUUUGACAUGCUUGUGUAAAUACACGUAUAGUAUUCGGCAUGUUUAAAAAAAAAAAAUGUGAGUAUGUAUAUAUAACAAGUAAUACAUAAUGUUGUAGGAGUAACAUGUUAAAGAGUAGUCGUGCGUUAAAUUAGAUCUUAAAUCCAAGAAAAAAAAAAGAAAGUAAUACUUAUAGUGCCAUUGUAACUGACUAAUGAUUAAAAAAAAAAAUACCAGUUUAUGUUUUAAGUAGUACCUUAGAAUGUUAUUUGAGGAAAAUAGUUGCGGUGUUGAAGACAAAGACUCGGUUUAUGUUAUUUUUUUUUCAUGUUUACCAAUCACAAGAACAGUCAUUUCAUAUUAUAUAUGAUAAAAAAAAAUUAGGUGCAAUUGAUGAAAAAAAAAAAAAAAAUUAUGAUAAAGAAAAGUGUAAAUUGGCAAAUAUAUUAUAAUUGUGUAUAAUUGUAAUGAACAUCCUAAGAAAAAAUCGCAACUCUUUAUUUAAAUACGUAUCUCAUUUUUGGUGCUCGAUAUACCCAGUUAUUGUUAUAUUAUUACUGAUCUACAUGACUAUAUUAUCAUAUUGCCUAUUAUCGGUCAGUAAAAUAAUUUUUCGGAGUUAGUGAUUAUAAAGACGAUGGUUAUUUGAUAUCGCUAUAUAUGUAAAUCACUCAGAUAUACAUAUAUGACCUUGUAAAACACAUACACAUUGUGGUUAUAUUUCAGUGUAUCAGCAUAAUGAUAUAAUUAUUAUGAUGUUGCCCAUAGAAUACAUUUUACUUGGUUUUUA